CGCAGAACGUUGCAGAUAGCAAUUCAACAUCUAGAACGGUUACAGUUCUCGGCAACAAUGUUCUAAUGAUAAAUGCGAUACAUUUCUAUCUUCAACGUUCUGAACUUUGCGCCCAAUGACCCUUUUGGCUGACUACGUGCAUUUCCUAUUACAACAAGGCCGACCACAGCAGAGGAGCAGGGUUGAAGUUUGUGGAUUAUUUAGCUCGUUUUAACAUUCUGAUGAAUUUCCAGGAACGCUGUGUGCUGAUCUCACUAGUUUUGUGACUGAAUUGAGUUGUUUCGGUGGUUAUAUCGCUCGACGGUUGAGACGCCGCCGUAUUGUUUUCAUCAAGAUCAAGAACCAUUGACUGCAUCAUCAUUUUUGGAAUCGUUUUAACUGACUCGAAUGUAGAUUACAACUCGCAUCUAUUCCAUCCCCGCGCUGGCUGCCUCUGCGUUCUUCUCAUAGUGAUGCAUCUAUUGACGUUUUGUUCCGUUUGAUAGGUGUGUAUGCGUUUGUGUGUUAUGGUGACGUCCGGUGUGUGAGGCCUGUGACAGGAGACCCACUGCCUCCUCCCCUUCAGCAUGUCUGGACCCCAGACUGAAACAUGGCCGCAGGGCACGGAGUGUAUGGCCAAGUACAACUUUAAGGGCACCACAGAGCAGGACCUGCCCUUCAACAAAGGAGACGUCUUAACCAUCAUCGUCGUCACUAAGGACCCCAACUGGUACAAAGCCAAGAACACCGCAGGUCGAGAAGGCACCAUCCCAGCUAACUAUGUCCAGAAGAGGGAAGGGGUGAAGCAAGGAGGCAAGCUGAGUCUAAUGCCAUGGUUCCAUGGUAAGAUCACCAGGGAGCAGGCAGAGAGUCUCCUGAUCCCCCCAGAGAUGGGCUUGUUCCUGGUCAGAGAGAGCACCAACUACCCCGGGGACUACACCCUGUGUGUCAGCUGUGACGGCAAGGUGGAGCACUACCGUAUCGUCUAUAAGGAGGGCAAGCUCAGCAUCGACGAGGAUGAGUUCUUCGAGAACCUCAUGCAGCUGGUGGAGCACUAUACCAAAGACGCAGACGGUCUCUGCACCAACCUGAUCAAGCCGAAGCUGGAGGAGGGAACUGUGGCAGCCCAGGACGAGUUCUCCAGGAGCGGCUGGGCUCUGAACAGGAAGGAGCUUAACAUCCAACAUUCCAUAGGGAAGGGAGAGUUUGGAGACGUGAAGGUAGGAGACUACAGAGGGACCAAAGUAGCGGUGAAGUGUAUCAAGCACGAUGCCACAGCACAGGCCUUCAUCGCAGAGGCCUCAGUUAUGACCCAGCUGAGACACACAAACCUGGUCCAGUUGAUAGGUGUCAUCGUUGAGGAGAAGGGAAGCCUGUUUAUCGUCAGUGAGUACAUGGCCAAGGGCAGUCUAGUGGAUUACCUGCGCUCCAGAGGCAGGACGGUGAUCUUCGGGGAUUCUCUACUCAAGUUCUCACUAGACGUGUGUGAGGCGAUGGAGUAUCUGGAGGCCAAUAACUUUGUCCACAGAGACCUGGCGGCGCGUAACGUUCUGGUGUCUGAUGAAAACAUCGCUAAGGUCAGCGACUUCGGCCUGACCAAAGAGGCCUCAUCCAAUCAGGACACGGCCAAACUGCCCAUCAAGUGGACCUCACCAGAAGCCCUGAGAGAGAAGAAAUUCUCCACCAAGUCAGAUGUGUGGAGCUAUGGGAUCUUGCUGUGGGAGAUCUACUCCUUUGGCCGAGUGCCUUACCCCAGAAUUCCUCUGAAGGAGGUGGUACCACGCGUAGAGAAGGGCUACAAGAUGGAGGCCCCGGACGGCUGUCCUGAGGUGGUGUAUGAAGUCAUGAAGCAGUGCUGGACUCUGGACCCCCUGGUGCGGCCCCGCUUCAGAGUCCUCCGGGAGAAACUGCACCAUAUCCUAGCUAAGGAGCUCUACCUGUGAGAGGAUCAGAAUAGGAGGAAGGGGGAGAGAGGACAAGGGUGGCUCUCCUUUCAUUGAGGAAGAGGGGGAGGUAGAGAAAGGACGAGGGAGAAAGGGGAGUUGACAACCUGCCUUUAUCAAGACCUCCGUCAGAGAUCCUCCUUCCUCCCUUGUUCAUUUUUCUUUCUCCAAAAAUGAAAGAUUCCCAUCAGAUUGUGUUAAAAGUUCACUGGUUUUCUGACUUGAUGUUGUUGUUUUUUUUCCUCAUUCUGUUGAAAUGCUUUUGCCACAUGUUGGCAUCCCUCCCCCCACCUCAGGGUUGCCUGUAUGUCUGUACUACAGUACAGUAGUGGGUGUGUGUCUGGCCGGUGUCAAACAAACCCAACCUGCCCUGCCCUGAGGUACUAUACUCCUUUCACACUAUCACACCGACCUGAAGCGUACCGUGCUGGCUCAGAUAUGUUCAUUUUGACAUUGGAUGUAUAACCAGGCCAGUGCAGUAGGAAGAGCUAGGCUAGUGUGAAUCCACCCCGAGCCAGGUAAUACCCUUGCCAUGUCCCUGCACUCUACCCAAUACGGGAUAAGAGAGUAUUUAACUGGGGUAUUAAUCUAUGCCAAAGUUGCCUCCAGAACGAACACAGGACUAUCCCCACAGAUGCAUCACACCUCCUCUACAUGCUUGCCUUUUUUGUUAUUUCUAAGUUUUAUACAUUGUCUAUUUUCAUUCCAUAUCCUUCUCUCUUAUGGACAAGUGUUCAUCUCACAUUUACCAAACUGGAAAGCAGGUCAAAUCCUCCAGGAAAAAGUAUUCGAUGACCUGUAACAUGACAAAGAGCAUGGAUUCCAGAGGGAAAAUACAUUUUGGAGAAGAAGAAAAAAUACAUUUUUGUAACAGAAAUGAAGGGCAAGUGUAUGGAAAUGUAAGGGUCUUGGAAUAUUCAGAGUAAAAUAAAGUUAAGAACUCAAGGGAACUGUCCGUGUGGAAUGAAAAGCCUUGUUUCUAAAGUUAGUUAUUUUUACUUUGCUAAGAUGAUUAAAUCAUUCCACUUAAAUGUUU
Coregonus clupeaformis (lake whitefish) is the source of this 2958-nucleotide messenger RNA. RefSeq names its product tyrosine-protein kinase CSK. Gene Ontology annotation, molecular function: ATP binding; protein binding; protein tyrosine kinase activity. Lineage: Eukaryota; Metazoa; Chordata; Actinopteri; Salmoniformes; Salmonidae. Gene Ontology annotation, biological process: regulation of Fc receptor mediated stimulatory signaling pathway; protein phosphorylation; adherens junction organization. The record is from RefSeq and is a predicted model, not a curated record. The coding region runs from base 567 to 1922 and encodes 451 amino acids. The transcript has 12 exons.